AUGGCGCUCGUCCUCCUAUAUUACGUGCACAAUCUCAAUUUGCCUUUACCGGCCAAGGCGCAUGAGACCGCAAAGAAACCCCAAUCGCAAUCACCGCAUUGGCAAUCAGAAACACAUUCAGCAUCCGAAUCACCUUCGAUAGCUUCGACCGCAAUACCACGGAAUACCUCGCACUCUACCCUAACAUUGCACCCUACCCUAACAUUGCACCCUACCCUAACAUCCGCGCCCGGCGCAGCCACAUCGUUAGCCACGAAUAAAGAAUACAAGGAAGACGAGGAGGAUCUUUCCAUGGCAACCGUCAUUAAGGCGCUGUACCGACCCAUACUGCACCCGGUCGACGCGGUCAACUUUACAGACGAGGAUGGCGAGAUACAUCGCUUGGCCGGCGAGCCUCGUUUCAAGAAGAAGCUUGGAAAGAAAAUACUGAUACUGGAUAUUGACAGCCGACCGCUGGACGGAGAAGGACAGCUCAUGAACAAGAAGCUCAGCUGGAAAGGCAUGCGCACGCUGUCCGGUGGCAUGCUGAGCCAUUAUAUGUAUGCUAUGAUACACGGCUACGACUAUAAAUUCAUCCGUGCUCCUGAUUAUGCCGACCGCUGGGGCACCUGGGUCAAAGUGCCAUUGAUGAAGGAGGCUCUCAAGACACACGACUAUAUAGUCUUCAUGGACUCGGACGUCAUGUUCCACUACCCGCAUCUCCCGCUCGAGUGGCUCCUGAAUUACUGGGACAUGACCCCGGACACGCUCGCCAUGAUGUCCAUCGACCCCGACGAACCGCAGAACUACGACUCCAAGGGAAACCGCUACCUCAACACGGGCUUCGUCAUCGCACAGCAGAGCCAACGCACGCAGGAGAUGUUCAAGAAAUGGGCAGAAUGUCCCUCGGAGAAAGAUUACCCGGGCUGCGCACGGUGGAAGCUGGACUGGGCGCAUGAGCAGUCUGCUUUUGGCAAUUACCUCCGGUACGACUUUGAUCGCCCAAACGACAUCAAGGUGUUACCUUGUGUGGAAGCGAACGGCGCACCCGAGGCCAUCAACCGAGGGGGCUGUAGAGGCAUCUUUGUGCGCCAUUUUUGGGUCGAUAAGGGGUUGCUGGCGAAGGGCCUCGCGGAUAAUGUCAUGCAAUAUUUUGUGCCGCGGCUGCACCAAUUCUUCCAUCAAGGCGCAAAGGAGAAUAUCAUGGAUGUGAAGGGCCAGGGGUUUACGCUAAAGGGAGCAGAUCUAGUGAAGAUGACGGAGGAAGAGGAAGAGGAGGCGAAGGGUGGGGAAGGGAAAAUGCAAAAGGACGAGGGAUAUAAGAAGAAGAAGCAUAAUCAUCCGUCGUGA
Messenger RNA from Westerdykella ornata, 1329 nucleotides. RefSeq lists its product as uncharacterized. Gene Ontology annotation, cellular component: Golgi membrane. Gene Ontology annotation, biological process: protein N-linked glycosylation. NCBI's taxonomy places the organism in Eukaryota, Fungi, Ascomycota, Dothideomycetes, Pleosporales, Sporormiaceae. The record is from RefSeq and is a predicted model, not a curated record. Gene Ontology annotation, molecular function: glycosyltransferase activity. The coding region runs from base 1 to 1329 and encodes 442 amino acids. The transcript is spliced from 2 exons.